UGGGGAUUAGUUCCCUCCCCUGUAAGUGUUUCCUUAUCAGCACUCUGAAUGCACAGCUGCUUUGCAAUGUUUUUUCUUUUACAUAACAUUAAGAGACUCAUGCCAUAGCAUUCUUUUCCUACUUAGUCUCACUAUGUGACAUAUUGUCCUCAUUUGCAUGGUACAUUAAUAAGUAUUUUGAAAUGACACCACUAAGAGAAAUUAAAUAUGCAGUCAGCCGUUACAACUGAAGCAGAGUACUUAAACAGGAAGCUUAACUUUGUGUGGUUAGCCGAGCAUUGCAGUGCACUCCACUGCAUACAACAGGAAGCCAGUGUCACUCACUGGUCUUUGGUCUGAAAACGGUUACUUAGCCUUCAAGCCUUAUCACUCAUACAUCAAUAAAAUGUCUCAGGGAAAGGAUCAGUCUUUUGCAAGCCGUCUCUUCCACAAAGUUCGUAAGGGUAGCCAAGAGCAGAGGGGAAUGGAAACUGAGGUGCCUCAUAUCUCUGACUUCACCAUCAUGUGGGAUAAGUGGAUGAAAGAGUUCUUAGCUAAAGCCAAAGAAGAUUUUUUAAGAAAAUGGGAGUGUCCACCACAGUGCACAACAGGCCUGGAUGACUUCGAUAGGUUCAAGACCCUGGGCACUGGCUCAUUUGGCCGAGUCAUGCUCGUCAAACAUAAAGAAACAAACCACUUCUACGCCAUGAAGAUCUUGGAUAAACAAAAAGUGGUGAAGUUGAAGCAGAUAGAACACACACUAAAUGAAAAGAGAAUACUACAGGCAGUCUCGUUUCCCUUCCUUGUCAGACUGGAGUACGCUUUCAAGGACAACUCAAACCUCUACAUGGUGAUGGAGUAUGUGCCCGGUGGAGAGAUGUUCUCACAUCUCAGGCGAAUCGGAAGGUUCAGUGAACAUCAUGCAAGAUUUUAUGCAGCUCAGAUAAUACUCACCUUUGAGUACCUUCACUCUCUGGACCUCAUCUACAGAGACCUGAAGCCUGAAAACCUGCUCAUCGAUCAACAUGGCUAUAUUCAGGUCACAGACUUUGGCUUUGCUAAAAGAGUAAAAGGCAGAACUUGGACGUUGUGUGGAACUCCUGAAUAUCUGGCUCCAGAGAUCAUCCUCAGCAAGGGCUACAACAAAGCUGUGGACUGGUGGGCACUGGGAGUCCUCAUCUACGAAAUGGCAGCUGGUUACCCUCCUUUCUUUGCUGAUCAGCCAAUCCAGAUCUAUGAAAAGAUUGUGUCUGGCAAGGUACGAUUCCCCUCUCACUUUAGCUCAGACCUGAAGGAUCUGCUGAGAAAUCUGCUGCAGGUUGACCUGACAAAGAGAUUUGGCAACUUGAAGAAUGGCGUGAAUGACAUCAAAAAUCACAAGUGGUUCUCCACAACAGACUGGAUUGCCAUUUAUGAGAAGAAGGUUGAAGCCCCCUUUACACCAAAGUGCAGAGGACCAGGAGACACGAGCAACUUCGACGACUAUGAAGAGGAGGACAUUCGCGUCUCACAAACAGAAAAGUGUGCAAAAGAGUUCGCUGAUUUCUAGUGAGAGUGGGCCAGAGUCCCAUCAGGGCUCUCGCAUUUCGGUAUAUUUGCACUCUCUUGAGGGUUAAGGUGAAGCUGAGGCCGUCUCGUGUUCAAAACCAAUGCCUCGUUCCUUCAUUCCACACAACUGAAUGAGGUCCUUCUUGCCAUGAUCCUGCGUGCAGUUAGCACUAACCUAUACACAGGCACAUUAUGCAGACACAGUGUGCUGCAACACAGAAAUACUAGACCAUAUUUUUCAUUUUUUAUUGAUUUGUCUUUUUUCAUGUUUGCCACUUCUGAAAAGCCUCCGUUCUUAUUUUAGUUCAAAUCAUUAUUUGAAAAGCAACAUUUAAAAUUAUACCCAUGUUUAUGUGGCACAAAGAGAGACCGAUUGUAUUAGCUGGUAUUGCACACUUUGUGAUAUAAGCUUUGCAAAAAUAGAUUUUUUUUUUUUUUAACUUCGGGUUUGCAUUUUAAACUUUUUUUUCUUUUUUUGCUUAUGCAUUAUCUGUUACACGCCUGAGUUUGUUCUAAGGUUCAGUCUAUAAGUCAUCAAUCAUGAACACUUUCAGCAUAAACUGUAUUCAUUUAUUCAUCAUUCUGGUGUCCUUAAGACCUAGAACCACAAAUUUGUGCAUAUAAGAAUAUACAUAUAUGAAACAUAAGAUUUCAAAAAGAAGAUGGUUUUUCAUGAAGGAAAAGCAACUCUGAAGACUUCUUGAAGAGAUGGAUUGAUGAUGACAAGUGUUUUAUGGAGCAGAAACUUGUCAGUGCCGUAUUCACUGAUCUAUUGUAGCAUUGUUUCAUUCAUAUCUAGUCACAGGACAUUUACUUUUACCUCAGGCAUGGUCUGGUAUUAGAAGAUUUUGAAUGAGAUGCUAUAUUUUUCAGGUACAACUCUGUCUCACAAGGAAGAAAAUCUGAAGCUGUUUGAGUUUUUUUUGUCUCUAAGCAUCUGUUGUUGGCAUGUCCAAAAAUCAAUGAAGUGCUGUUGUGGAUGCAACGCAGUGUUGGUCAGGGCAUACUUUAUCCAUUAGGGGUCGUGCUUUUUUUUUUUUCUAAAGUCUAACUGCGCUUUAGCAAAGCACUCAAAAGACAUUGUGUAAUUGCCAUAUUUGUUUUACCUUCAUUUUUACAUUUGCAUGUAUGUAACUUUUGUAUAUCAGUGUCACAACAAGCUAACAAUUCCCAGAAAGUGUUCCAUUUAUUUGGUUGUUGCUUUGUUUCUUUUAAUUGUUUCACAACCUGGCUCAUUGAUGCUUGGCUUUUUUAGGCCACUUUUAUUCAAGUGACAUACUUAUUGCAUAAUCCAGUGAAACAAAACUAUAUCAUUUACCAUGAAUUAAUAAUCACAGAAAACUAAUAUAUCAUAACCUUAGAGUAUUCACUGAUCUUCUUUACUUGGCUGACACAUGUAUUUACCUCAACUAUAGCUUUCUAGUUUAUUUGCAACCAGUUUGUACACUGUGACAGAGCAGUAUGUGCUCAAUCUUCCUCUCCACACUGCUCAGGCUGAGUGAUGGCAGUUAAAGAACGAUAACAGACGAAAAUGAUCUUGCAUUGUUACAGAUAUUCAUAGGGAAAAAGGUCAAGAAUCAAAAUUUUGAAGAACAUUCUUUCAUUGUCAAUCACUCCAGUUGUUUUAUGUAUUUAUCUAAUAUAUGUUUCCCCUUAAGACGAUUUAAGAUUGAUAAGGGAUUUUUUUCUACACUGGUCACCAUUAAUUUCCUGUUCAUCAUGACACUUCGUGUGCCCUUACUUAUUCAUGUGUAUGUAACAAUGUUUUCAAAUGUCAAAUACCUGCAAGGCCAUUGUAUGGACAUGUUGAGCUUAGAUAUCAGAGCAGUCCCAUUUGCUUCUGCAGUCUCUGAUUCCUUACAGGGAAGUUUGUCCGUCCACAGGGACGUCACACCUUGAGGUUAUUUUCACUUGGCCUGGUACUCUUGGUUUCAAGGAAAUCAAAGUUUAUUUAUUUGUCAUCUUGUUGGAAUCAGUAAUUUAUUGUUAAAAGUCAUGCAAUUCAGUCUUUCUGCAUAAAGUUUAAUCAUUAUUUAACAUGGUGCUCAAGUGUCUGUUGAAGAAAAGAUGAAAUUUCAGUAAUCUAAGAGAUCCAAAUGUGAAAAGUUUUGAGUGCUGAUUUUAGGGUACUGAUUUAAUGUAUAAGGAUAUUGGCUAUAUUUGUCACCUCCUGUAUUCAUUUUUAAACAGUUUUGUUUGUUACGUUUCCUUUUUUUAUUAUUUAUAUUGGAGAUGUCUUCUAACUUAAAUUUUAUGUUUUUUAACUUACAUAGUUCUCUGUAUAUAGGGAGACAGCAACCAUUUUAUUCACAAAGUUGGUAUCAACAGCAAUUAUAUUUGGAUUAUUUAUUUAAACUUUUUUUUUUAUUUGUCCUUAAAAUAAAAAACCUUUAUGGUAGAAAACCAGAUUUCAAAAGCAUUGACGCCUGUUACACUCAAUAAAAUAUUAGCCUUUU
This is a messenger RNA of Cheilinus undulatus (humphead wrasse), 3983 nucleotides long. It is a transcript of the gene prkacba, whose product is annotated as protein kinase, cAMP-dependent, catalytic, beta a. Gene Ontology annotation, cellular component: nucleus; cAMP-dependent protein kinase complex. Bases 386 to 1528 code for a protein of 380 amino acids. Gene Ontology annotation, biological process: peptidyl-serine phosphorylation. The record is from RefSeq and is a predicted model, not a curated record. Gene Ontology annotation, molecular function: cAMP-dependent protein kinase activity; ATP binding. The transcript has 10 exons. Lineage: Eukaryota; Metazoa; Chordata; Actinopteri; Labriformes; Labridae.